AUGAGUCAGAAGGUAGAAAAACCAGUAUUAUCGGGUCAACGGAUCAAGACCAGAAAAAGAGAUGAGAAAGAGAAGUACGACCCGAACGGGUUCCGCGACGCUCUGGUCACGGGGCUCGAGCGCGCGGGCGGCGACCUGGACGCGGCGUACAAGUACUUAGACGCGGCCGGCUCCAAACUAGACUACCGCCGCUAUGGCGAGGUCAUAUUCGACGUGCUCAUCGCCGGGGGGCUUCUGCUUCCCGGUGGAUCCGUGUCGAUGGACGGGGAAUCCCCCAAGACCAACACAUGUAUCUUCAACGCCAGCGAAGAUAUGGAGACUAUGCGCAACUUCGAACAGGUAUUCGUGAAGUUAAUGCGUCGUUAUAAAUAUCUGGAGAAGAUGUUUGAAGAAGAAAUGAAAAAGGUCCUAGUUUACCUGAAGGGCUUUGAACCCCACCAACGACUCAAGCUUGCCCGCAUGACCGCCCUCUGGAUCGGCAAUGGCUGCGUGCCACCGUCAGUGCUGCUGGUGCUAGUGAACGAGCAUCUGCUGAAGGAUAACCUGGCGCUGGAGUUUGUGCUGGAGGUGUUCGCCACGGUGAAGGCGGAGCGCGGGGUGGCCUCCCUCGUCACUGCACUCAAGAAGGGACAGCUGGAAGGCAGGUUGCUAGAGUUCCUGCCGCUGAACCGUCGCACGGAGGACACGCUCGCCGCGGCGUUCGCGGCGCGCGGGCUCGGCGAGCUGCUGCGCCUGCACCGCGCGCAAGCGUCGCAGGAGGCGCGCCGCGAGCUCACGCACGCGCUGCUGGAGCAGCUGGCGGACGCGCGCGGCGUGCGCGACCUGGUGGCCGACACGCGCGACGCCGCGCUGCGCCACGCCAUCCCCGACCACGAGGUCGUCGCCAUCAUCUGGCAGUGUGUGAUGUCUCGGGGUGAAUGGAACAAAAAGGAGGAACUGUUGGCGGAGCAAGCGGCUAAGCACUUGCGCCACUACACACCGUUGCUGGCCGCUUUUGCGCAGUCGGCUAAGGCCGAGAUUGCUUUGUUGACUAAAGUGCAAGAGUACUGCUACGAGAACAUGAGCUUCAUGCGCGCGUUCAGCAAACUGGUCCUGAUGCUGUACAAGACUAACGUGCUCUCCGAGGAGGUGAUCCUCAAGUGGUACCGCGACCCCAACUCCAGCAAGGGCAAGGUCAUGUUCCUCGACCAGAUGAAGAAGUUUGUCGAGUGGCUGCAGAGCGCCGAGGAAGAAUCGGAAAGCGGCGAGGAGGAAGAU
Brenthis ino (lesser marbled fritillary) is the source of this 1257-nucleotide messenger RNA. The record is from the annotation of a GenBank genome assembly. Lineage: Eukaryota; Metazoa; Arthropoda; Insecta; Lepidoptera; Nymphalidae.